UUGGAACAUGGCGGUACGCGAGCCUAGUCUUGCACCUUGGUUACAUUUCUUUAUACGUAUUCAUGAAACUUGAAAUAUUAUCGUGUUAUGGAUAGACGAGAUUUUAAGAAGGUUGCCAGCGAAAACGGACUAUCAAAUGCAGUGAUGAAAGCAGAACGAUAUUCUGCACAAGGUCAAAAUGCCGACCGCGUCCAGGCGAAGCGGGCAAUUUUGCAAGAACUUGGCGCAGAUCUGUCAAUACGUGCGGAGAGAAUGCGAUUAAAGACACGAAUUCUGAGCGAUGGUUCUGCAAGACAUGACAAGCGGUGCUCUGGACUUUACAGACCUACACAAGUAGUACCAGGUGUCCAGGGCCUCAGGGAUGUGGUCAACAGUCCGACCAGGAUCCCAGUGUCACAAGCCAGGCAGAGAAGGCGGGAUAAGGAGAGAGGCUUGAACAAGCAGCCCAAAUCAAACAUCAACAUACAGAACUACAGGCCUGAUUAUACAUGGAACAGAGGAGGACGUGUGAAAGAACUGAGAAUAAGAUGCAUUGCAAGAAAGUUCCUACAUUUGUGGAUUAUAAAUGUAUUUGGAAGAGUAACUCUCUCCAAAGCAAGAGCCCAUUUCAACAAUCGCCUGCUGAAGAUGACGUUUGGUGUGUGGUAUGACAUGUGGUGGGAACUGAGGAAAGAAUGGAGACUGCAGGUUCGGGCAGAGUGUCAUCACAGGUAUGUGCUGUGGAACCACAGUUUUCAAGCCUGGAAAUACUUUGUGCAGACCCAAAGAGUGAAGAAAGCAAAGUUCUUCAGAGCUUGUCGUGAUGAUGAUGAUGAUGAUGGUGGUGGUGGUUCAGAACGAGAUGAUGAUGUUGACUGGGAUGUGCUUCAUCGGGAAAGCCAGGUGAUGCGCUGCUGGGUGCAGUAUGUACAUCAGAGAAGGGAGGUCAAGCAAGUACAGGAACAGGCUAACAACUUCCGGAGAGGCUGUCAGUUAAGAUGGGCGUGGCGGCAAUGGCAGAUCGAGAUAGCUCUCUCACAUGAGAGACAGGAAAUGGAUGGCAUUGCUCUCCAGUUCUGGGCAUACAGGUUACAAGCUCAGCACUGGCUCUUGUGGCACGAGGCGUUCCAGAAUCGACAGUUGGACAAGCAGAAGGCCCUCCAUGCAUAUCGGCACCAGAACUCUGUCCUCGCAACCCGCUGCCUCCAUGCCUGGAUCUUGUACUACAGGACGAGGAUGGAGAAGAAGAAGCAUUACGCGUAUGCUGCUAGGGUGUACCAGACCAUGCUGAAGUCCCGCUACCUUCAGCAGUGGCAUCAGCAUCUCGCUCUGCGUCAGUCCCUGGCCCGGCACCAUGACCACAUGCAGCACCUAGCCUACAGGUUCACGCUGCGCAGAUCCAUGCAGCACUGGAAACGGUAUGUGUAUGGGUGUCGGGCAGCCAGGAAGAAAGAGAAGACAGCUGACCAACACUACAGACACCACCUGCUGGUUGUUGGUCUGAGUGCAUUCCGGCUGUAUGGGGUACAGCAGAGGCUUCAGGCCAUGCGACAACGGAUGGCUGAACAGCUCCAUCACAGACAGGUGAUGAGGAGGGUGUGGAGUCAGUGGCUGAUUCGAUGUGAAACACACGAAGAACUGAAAAUGAUGCCUCAGACACAGAAAGCCAGGAAGCAUUACAGCUGUGUGCUGCUGGGAAAGAGCCUCCAGGCCCUUCAGAACUACGCUCAGUGGAGACACCACAGGAAGAGCCAGUACAGUCGAGCCGACGCCCACUUCUACCUCCAUGUCAUGCCCCAGUGUGUGUUCAGGAUGAGAGUCUUUGUCCAGAUGGAGAAGAACAACCGGGAAUAUCAGGAGAAGGCUGUCCAGUUCAGACGGGAGAGUUUAGCAGUGAGGUUCUUCACACAGUGGCAAAAGGCACUGGAGAAUAGCCGGGAGCACCGCAUGCUUGAGAGAAUGGCAAUUCUUCAUGACGAGGACAACACAGCUCAGAGGUUUUUCCGCAUCUGGCGAGGUCGUACAGUGGACAGACUGGAGGAGAAUCAGAAAACAGAGUUAGCUGGGCAGCACUACUGUAUCUCACUCUGUGUUCGGCAUCUCAGGGCAUGGAAGAGGCAUAUAGAUGACCUGAAACACAGUGAGAUGAAUGAGGUGAAGGCUGUGAGACACGGUUAUCUGGCUGUCAUGAAGAAGUGCUUUACCAAGUGGAAAUCAUACAAUAUGCAUCGGAAGGAAAAACAUUGUCUCAAACUGAGGGCUUCCACCCACCUGAAGGUGAAACUGUUCAGGAUGACCAUUACACACUGGAAGACCUACGUUGACCAGGCAAAGAAGGUCAAGGUCAUAGCUGAUGAACGCUAUCAACAGAAAUGUGUUGAACAUUUGAGGUGGGCAUUUUGCCUGUGGCAGGAGAAUGCCGGUCUCCAAGUGGAAGAGAGACAUCGAGAGAGCCAAGCAAGUGUCCAUCACAACAGAUACCUGCUGGUGAAGGUACUGAGGAUCUGGCACAGGUUUGCUGCCAUCCAUGCAUACAAGAAGUCUGAGACCAAACACCUAGAGGAAGACGCCAGGACGGAACUCAAUAAAAGUAAGCUGCAGCGGUACCUGCGGCGAUGGUGUGACGCCAGGGAUGCUGCUGUCAUUGCACGACUCCGGUGGCAGCAGGCCGUGGAACAUCAUCAAAACGGUGUGAUGAAGGCUGUUGUCUCACAGUGGAGGGAACACACCACACUGAACAUCAGGAAAACUCUUCUCCGGAGACAGAGUACCUGGUUUCUGAAUGUCCGUCUGACAGCCAAGUCAUUCCUGCUGUGGAAGGAGAGGAUGUCGGAGUCCGAGGAGAUGAAACAGAAAACAGACCUUGCUCUGUGGCACUGGUGCCUUGUGCUUCUCAAGAAGAGUGUGGUGUCAUGGUACGUGUACAGUCAGGAGAGACGUAGGAAGAAGAAAAGGGUUGCAGAGGAGCUAGAGGGGAGACGACUCCGUCUGCUGCGUAGUGGUGCUGCGCAGUGGUUGCGGGUCUCAAAUGACCUGGCAGGGAUGAGAGCCAAGUUUGCAGCACAACAACAAGCUAAGAGUGUAUUUGACACAUUCCAAGUUGUGCAGAAAUGUGCCUUGCACUGGAAAUACAUGACAGCUCGUAGACGGGAAGUGAGGGGUGGCCCCCUGCCCCUCGACCCCUACCCCCUGUCAACCCCACCAACCUCAACCUCCUGACCACUUUCCUCUAUAAAGACCAGCUUCGCACAACACCCUCCAGACUUCCAUUCCUACCCUUUACAGCCCAAUGCCCUACCCCCAGAGGCUUUAGUACCCCACCCUCAGAGAGCAGGUGCCCCUCUACCACACCUGACACAGACCAUGUCCCCAUGUAGAGCUCAUCACAGACUGGAGAUCGGACAAGGUGAUGGGCCUGCACCAAUAUCGCGGAGGGAGAGAGCUCGGCCAAGAAAACCUGCAUUCCUCAUUGAGUCUCUGAAGAGAGCAGGACUGUAUGCUUCAGUGUAUGAAAUGUCUGAUGUGGCUGAGCAGGGAGAACCAUCUGCUGUAUCACCCCUUCGUCAACUCCACACACCCCAGCUACCGACCUCAAAUACCUCAACUGUGCCAAAUCUGACAGUAUUGGGUACACACACAUCGCCACCACACACCACAAUGCUGCCCCAGGACAAGAUGUCCAUCCCAAGUCAUCACUCACACAGGCCUAAGGUAGUGCUGGAGAUGCAGGGUCAAGGGCACAGCCCCAGGGAAGUGCCAGAGAUGCAGGGUCCAGGCCCCAGCCCCAGGGUAGUGCCAGAGAUGCAGGGUCCAGGCCCCAGCCCCAGGGAGAUGCACCAGAGGGAGGUGCAACGACACAGCCCUAGGGUGAGGCCCCAUGAUCAGGGCCCAGACCAUAACCUUCACCUCUCCAGCACCUCAGACACAGAAUUUGCUCCUCCUGCCAACUUUGUGUCCCCCUCGUGCAGUACACAAAGGUCACAGCCGUCAGGUAACCCUCUCCUGUACUCCUCCCCAAAAGCCGAGGCCAGCAAGCGCCAUGAGCACUACACAGACCAAUCUUGGAGACCAGAGAGGAACAUCAUCAGCGGCAAUCUCGACGACAAGGGUCCCGGAAGAACCAUGCUCCUCACCCCAGAUGAUUUCAUCAAAAGGUCAGACAGACCGGAAGAGUUCACACCCAGGAAUGGGGACAGAGUGUCAUUUGACUCCUCCCAGAGCAGGUGUCACGAGCAGAAGGGGACCAACAUGUACCUUGACCUCUCCACUGUUAGAGAUGUAAAGCAGUCAGAGGUCAAGGUCAGUCUGUCUCCAGCAGAAGAGAUUGUUCAGAUCCGUGAUCAGUUGAAAUCUUUUGAUGAGAUGAAGAAGAGGCUAAGGAGGCUGACAAAGCAACACCGGCAGCUGGCUGGCUUGUUGAAGGACCAGGAGGCUGGAGAUGAAGCUGAUGAGGAUGUGGUCAAUGCAAGACGUGAACUACACGAUCUGUCAUGUGAGAUGGAGGAACUGAGAGUGGCAGUAGAGAGGCAGAAGGGGCAUGUCAACAGCUGGUGGGGAGAGCCAAGCAGUUGGUGCAGCAACUGGACAACAGCACAUAGCUAGUCACCAGCGACUAACAUGACUCCUAAACACAGAGCAAAGAACAGAGAGAACUCUCUAUACUUUAAUAAUUGCCACAUCUAAAUAAAGUAUUCACGUCUUCUUGUAUACUGUAGGUGACAUUACACUGACAAGGGUAGUAACCAGAAUGUAUGUUAUUUGGUCUUCCAUGUACAGUACACACUGCAUAGGGAGGUGCUAUAAAUAUGACCAUAUUUGUAUAUCGAUUCUCUGUAGAUACUUGUACAUCAAUAAACAUAUAAACCACAAA
Molecule: messenger RNA, 4849 nt
Organism: Haliotis rubra (blacklip abalone)
Lineage: Eukaryota; Metazoa; Mollusca; Gastropoda; Lepetellida; Haliotidae
Product: protein SFI1 homolog
Molecular function (GO): phosphatase binding
Source: RefSeq, a predicted model, not a curated record